This is a messenger RNA of Penicillium olsonii, 615 nucleotides long. Lineage: Eukaryota; Fungi; Ascomycota; Eurotiomycetes; Eurotiales; Aspergillaceae. The record is from the annotation of a GenBank genome assembly.
AUGCCAGGUCGGCUCAAGAUUCAGCGUCCCUCUCCGACGACUGUCUCUUUCACGGUAUCAAAUGCGCCCCAACGGUCGAGUUCCCCGGCCAAGAUCUUGUUCGGCCUACAGAUCCUGCUACGUGCAUUGUUGUUUCUCUGUGUAGUAGUUGUCGGUGUCACGGUACUUCGACAUCUCGUCUUCAAAGGAGAUGACGGGAUUGUCAGCUGGCCCCUUAUCUGGUCCAGUGCGCUUGGGUCGAAGCUAUGUUGUUUUGUGGAUUCAUACAAUCCGCUAGCAAUAGCAGUGGUCGGCGCAUUGGUGUUGUACGGUGUAUUCAGAAAAGGCUACACAGAGGAAUCGCUGUUGGUUAUUCGAGGAUUUGGUAUCCAGACCUCGACAUCAUCAGCUACCUACCUAUCGACCGCCGCAACAAGGUUCAUUCCCACUACUCAAAUCCAAGACAUCGUCAUUCAUGAAGCCUUCAAAGGCUUCGAAGUUCGCUUUUACUUGGCGGUCAUUGUCGAAGGCGAGCCCAAUGCCGUGGUCGUAUUCCCGCAUACAUUACCCAGACGAGAAAUCCUGGAGCAGGUGUGGAGGGGCUCAAGGAGGUGCCUAUACGACGCGAAAUCGUGA